Acanthaster planci (crown-of-thorns starfish) is the source of this 1139-nucleotide messenger RNA. Its product is annotated as dehydrodolichyl diphosphate synthase complex subunit Nus1-like. The record is from RefSeq and is a predicted model, not a curated record. Gene Ontology annotation, cellular component: endoplasmic reticulum membrane; dehydrodolichyl diphosphate synthase complex. NCBI's taxonomy places the organism in Eukaryota, Metazoa, Echinodermata, Asteroidea, Valvatida, Acanthasteridae. Gene Ontology annotation, molecular function: ditrans,polycis-polyprenyl diphosphate synthase [(2E,6E)-farnesyl diphosphate specific] activity.
CGCCGCUGUUCGCGAUUGCGUGAGGCCGGUAGUCGGGAUUUCAUCAUGUUUUGGCUCUCCGGUUAUUGUCGAGUAUUCCCGUAAAUGAUGGGUGUACGGAUUUAAAUAAACUAUAAGACAAUGGACUACAUAUCCAAGCAUCAUUUGAAGGAAUUUUAUUCAAGGGCUGUGGACACUUCCUACAAUAAACAUGGCCUUUUAUGACGGAGCGGUGCUCCGGUGCGUUCACGCUGUGCUCCGUCUGUGGACUCUCCUGCGGACGUGGUUUUAUCUGUGGGGAUGGAAACUCUUACUCGCGAAAGCGAAGGGUCAGAAGCCGACGAUAGCACGGUGUAAAGAAGACCGAAGACACCUGUCGAAGCUGCCAUGCCAUCUUGGCCUCCUCCUGGGGGAGGAGAAGAUUUCCUACGGGGAUGUCUGCAGCAUUUUGGUGUGGAGUAUGGCCUUGGGGAUUUCCUACUGCAGCGUUUAUGAUUGGCAAGGAACCUUGAAGAAGAAUGCAGUACUUGUAAAAAGUCAUCUGGACAGAUUACAGGAAGAAGUGUUUGGAAAGGAAAAAUCAAAGUACACAUUUCAGCUUCACCAGAGCAGCAGUAAAAAGCAGGGCAGUAAUGAAGGGGCCCAGGUGCACAUUUUGCUGUUGUCGCCCUCAGAUGGUAGACUUGACCUAGUCCGGACAGCGGGAGACUACUGCCACGCCGUAGCCAAUCGCAUACUCAAACCAACGGAUAUCAGCCCAGACUUGGUCAACUCCAUGUUGCAUUCCACUAAAGGUUUUCCCGACCCCGACAUGCUGGUGAGGUUUGGGCAGACAGAGAGCCUUCUUGGUUACCUUCCUUGGCAGACACGUCUCACUGAGAUCUUGUAAGUUACUGAAUGGCCGAGUUUGAGAAGCUUGGUGGCGACAAACAUGUCAGUCUUUUAUACCAGUUCUGAGCAUGCAUUCUAAGCACCCGCUGUUUCUGCUGCCACUAGUCUGCCAUUGCAUCCUUAUCGGGAGGGUGUCAAAAACCUGGGAAGUUUUGUUGAACCACUUGCCUCCGGGGUUUCCGGAACCAAGCACCGUGCGUUUGUAUGCAUAACCAGGGUGACCGAAAUCGGACAAAAGAGCUAAACCUUGUAACAAAAGACCGUACUCG